Molecule: messenger RNA, 2070 nt
Organism: Tachysurus fulvidraco (yellow catfish)
Lineage: Eukaryota; Metazoa; Chordata; Actinopteri; Siluriformes; Bagridae
Gene: c25h11orf65
Product: chromosome 25 C11orf65 homolog
Exons: 9
Coding region: 658-1551 (297 amino acids)
Source: RefSeq, a predicted model, not a curated record
UUGGCACUCCGUCCAGGGUGUAUCCUGCCCUGAUGCCCUAUGACGCCUGAGAUAGGCACAGGCUCCCCGUGACCCGAGGUAGUUCGGAUAAAGCGGUAGAAAAUGAGUGAGUGAGUGAGUGAGAACGUCACGAUUAAACGUCAUCGCAAACCGGGCAAUAUUUUUCAAAACGAAGGCCUCGCUUUAGAGUUAAAGCUACACACCCAGCACAUUAGGCAGCCCCGUGCUGAGCCUGUGGGAAAGGAGUGGAGGGCAGGUCCAUACAGUAACUCAUCAUUAAUGAAGCCAGAGCUGAGAUCAAAAACAGGCCGUGUGUGUGUGUGUGUGUGUGUGUGUGUGUGUGUGUGUGUGUGUGUGUGUGUGUGUGUGUGUGUGUGUGUGUGUGUGUGUGUUUGCAUGUGCAUUCAGAAGCUAUCAUUACCACCACCAAUGAGCUUUUGUUGUGUUUCUUUGGUGACGUUUGUUUGUUCAUCUCCAGUACACACGUAGAAAAAAACAGGGUUUGGCUGUUAACUAUUAGUGAAAUCACUGCGAUUAUAUGCGAGAUAUUGUGUUGCUUAUUUGCAUGAAGAAAAGUUUGGAUCGGAUCGGUCGGCUUGGCGCUUUAAUUGCUGAUCUCGGUGUCUGAUUAUCACAUAAAGCGACGUUCGUACAGGCAUGAAGAAGGAAAAGAUGAGAUGCUCUUAUCUCCUCAGCAGAGUCUUCACUUCCUCUCCACCUAUUCGGGUUGAAGAAGAAGUAGAAGAAAAUAAAGAGUCGACGUCCACACAGGACAGUUUGUGUGACAGAGCAGCCAGAGUCAUCCAGAGAACAUGGAGGAAACAUGCUAACAUUGUUGUCUUCAAAUACUUCAAGAAUCUGGUGAACUUCAGGAAUCAGGGUGAUCCACACCUCCUGCUCAAAUAUAUCAACCCCAGAGAGGCUGAUAUUUUGGAUGCUGCAGCAGGAGUCUACAUUCGCUUCCGACUCGGUGGAAUCAGCUUUCCACCAAACGUCUACUAUAAAAUCUUCACACAUAGGCCAAUUGUGGACAUGUGCGCCAACAGCCCCAAAGACUACACGCAUCCUGGGCAGAAGAGAGCCGUCGCACAGCAGGUCCAUAACGGCGUGCCGCUGGUUCAGGAUGACCGCACCGGUUGGUACCGUCGUGUGGAGAACAACGGCUGGAGGCUGCUCUCUGGCAAGAUUUAUCUUCAUGGAGACCCCAUUACUCAAGACACAGGCUGCAAAAGAACUGAAUUCCAUCACUGCAAACUCAUUCGACGGCAAGACGCCGAGAGAAAGAGGAAAAUCCGAAAAAUGGAGUGGAUGAAAAAAAUGUAUAAUGAAGGGGCUGUGCAGGAUCACGCUGAACACAGAGACACCGCGGUGCUGCAGGAGACUUCGGAUAAAAGUGAGCGGCUUGAACCCGGUGGGGUCGUAGACUGGGAGGUAGACGAGCUGAUCGAGUGGACCAAUGCCCUCAACUUUGAUGAGUAUAUAAACGAAUGGAAGCUUGUGGGUACGAGUAAAUCUUCACUGCUUCAGAAAGGUGGCAGCAGAUUUCUGUAGGUGUCUCAGCAGCCUCUGCUGGUCAACGUCUGACAUUUCCAUGUCUGGUUGGAGAUGAGCAGCGGGUUCUCUCUGCACACGACCCUCAGGAGUUCUCCGAGCUCACGCAGGACAGCAGCUGCCUUCUACCUGCUCAUGUCUCCAGUCUGAAUCACUCACAAUCACAAGAGGUGUCAUCUGAGAGCGCAUCACAUGACACAGCACAAUCAGUGCUUCACUCUGAGAGCAGUAAUGUUCCUGCAGCUGACAUGAAAUGUUUAUGUAUGUUGUUGUGUAAAAUAUAUUCGGUCCAAUACACUGUAUAAGCUACAAGCUGUAAAUUUGAACAAAGAUUUUCCAAGCUCCAUGUAGUGACUUUAUUUCACAAAAGAGCCUAAUCCAACCCUAUUUGUCCCCACUGGCCAAUCACUGAGCACCAUGGCUCACUGACAGCCAAUCACUGAUCACUAUAGUUCACUGAUAGCCAAUCACUGAUCACUAUAGUUCACUGAUAGCCAAUCACUGAUCACUACAGGUCAC